Vigna radiata var. radiata (mung bean) is the source of this 1137-nucleotide messenger RNA. Its product is annotated as cytochrome P450 CYP736A12-like. Bases 512 to 985 code for a protein of 157 amino acids. The transcript has a single exon. The record is from RefSeq and is a predicted model, not a curated record. Gene Ontology annotation, molecular function: oxidoreductase activity, acting on paired donors, with incorporation or reduction of molecular oxygen; iron ion binding; monooxygenase activity. Lineage: Eukaryota; Viridiplantae; Streptophyta; Magnoliopsida; Fabales; Fabaceae.
AUGAAUUAGGGAUUUGCGUUGCGGAUUGGGAAAAUCCGUAGCGCGCUGACGGUAGAAGAACCCAAAAUCCGGUGGGUUGGUUGACUAUGAUUAUGAUGAGGAUGAUGAAAACUAUCGCCCACCACCAAGGAAUAAUCCAGAAGCAUCUGAAGAGUAUGAAGGAACAAUGGAGUCUCUCAGGCUGAAAAGAAAAUUGACAAAGGUCGAGAUUUUACAGAUGCCGAAGUUGUCUAAAACUUCAAAAUCUAAAGAUCGUGUUUUUGCUGCCUUAUGUUCAACUUUGAGCCAGGCUGUGCUAACUCGUAAGAAACCUUUAGUCAACUUUAUUAGUGUUCCUUGUAUAGAGGACAAUUAAGAAAAGGAGCAACAUGUUUCUGGAAGCUACUGUGAGAAUAGUAGUGUAUCGGCUGAGCUAAACCAUUUAGAGAAAGAAACUGCUGCUUUUCGAAAUUCUUCUGAUAGGUUGUACGACACAUCUGACAAUGGACAAUUGGAUGGUGAGGAACACACUAUGGUUUCACUAAAAUCCCCGCCAGAGACACUAAGGUUGUACCCUGUUGCACCUUUGCUGGUACCUCGUGAGUGUAGAGAAGAUGUUACUAUAGAUGGUUACUGCAUAAAGAAAAAGUCAAGAGUGAUAGUGAAUGCAUGGGCUGUGGGGAGAGAUUCUAAAGUUUGGUCAGAUAAUGCUGAGGAGUUUUGUCCUGAAAGAUUUUCAAAUAGCAAUGUGGACAUAAAAGGAUUUGACUUUAGACUCAUACCAUUUGGUUCAGGUCGCAGAGGGUGCCCUGGGAUUCAUUUGGGUCUCACCAAUGCUAAGAUUGUUCUGGCUCAAUUGGUUCAUUGCUUCAAUUGGGAGCUUCCUUUGGGCAUGUCCCCUGAUGAAUUGGACAUGACUGAGAAAUUUGGUCUUACAAUGCCAAGAAGUAAGCAUUUGCUAGCUGUGCCAACUUAUCGCCUAGCAGAUGAAAUUGGAAAGCAAUAAAUUAUGCAGAUUAGGCUAAUUGCUAAAUAUAGUUUUCUCAUAGUUCUGUCUAUUUCUUUUCUUUUUAACACGGUUUUACAAUAUUCCUGCACCAGUCUGUAUACUCACUAGGUCAAACGACUGUGUCUGAAAGAUUCAUAGCAUGGUUUAAU